CACCAUUGGCUAUGACAAACUUUCAUUCCUCUUCCACGGUGAAUAUGUGUGAAAAAUGUCGAAAAUGUGUAAUAUCUGCAAUCAAAACGCGUUAAAAUAACUUGUCACAGUGUUUAAUAUUAAAAUAUAAAUAUUCGUAACCUAUCUAGACAUCUGUAACACCAUUUGUGAUUUAGGAAACAGUUUACAAGGAACGUUGAGAAAAUGUUAUUGUGUGCUAAGUUUUAUAAUGGCGGCCCGUCGCGUCCCCCGCGCCUCCAUUUCGAUGACAGUCAAAUUAUGACAAUGCCGAUACGUGAACUUCUGAAAACAGUUUUGUUUUCAUAAUUUAAACAAAGUGAAUUAAACUAGGCUAAGAAAGGACUGAAAAUGAAUCCGGAUCACCAUAGUAUAAAUACGGGUGGUGGCCAACCUCCAUCCAAUUCAGAGUCUCAGAGUGCGAGGGUACAGGCGGCGCAGCAGCAAGCUAACUUGACGCCCACGACAUCUGCUACAGACUUGAGAGUCAACUCUGCAGCUGUGAACGUUGCUUUGUCGAGCGUGGCCAAGUACUGGGUGUUUACAAACCUCUUCCCCGGCCCACUGCCACAGGUUUCCGUCUACGGCUUACCUGGUACGAGGAUUGAAAAUGGGAAACCAGUUCAGGAUCUUGGCCAAGCUCACGCUAGUAUACUGAAUGGAGACCCCAACAUUAUACUGGGCCACGCUGGUCAUACCGGCCACGCUGGCCAGCCUCAGGUCACAGUGUCAGCUUCGGGACAGCAGAUUCCUGUGUCUCAGAUCAUUGCUACACAAGCAGGACAUGAUGGUCUGGUGGGUCACAGCCAUCAGCAAGAGCCAUCGGGGAGCACAGCACAGCUGUCGGUCUCGGGGCAGACUUCCCAGCAGGUACCCAAUAACCGGGUCGAAUUUGUACAACACCAUAACAUUGAUAUGGGACACCAUUCUCAACAACAUCUCCUACAGCAACAGUUGAUGGCUGCUGCGCGACCAGAACACGCUAAUCAACAGAUCCAACUCACUGUAAGUGAAGACGGCAUAGUGACUGUGGUGGAGCCGGGCAGUGGGAAGCUGGUGGACAAGGAAGAUCUGCAUGAGACUAUCAAGAUGCCCUCUGACCACACUCUCACUGUGCACCAGUUGCAACAGAUAGUGGGUCAUCAUCAGGUGAUCGACAGCGUCGUCCGUAUCGAACAAGCCACAGGCGAACCGGCCAACAUCCUUGUGACCCAAAACCCAGAUGGCACCACAUCCAUAGAGACCAGUGCGGUCGACCCGCUCCUCGUCAAAGAUGAGAAGAACGGCUCUAAGAUAGAGUCUGCACAGUUCGCCAUACCUGCCGAGAUAAAGGAUAUCAAGGGAAUCGAUUUGAAGAGUGCAAUGGGUAUGGAGGGUGCGGUGGUGAAGAUAUCUACUGGCUCUGAACACGAUCUGCACACCAUGUACAAAGUGAAUGUGGAGGAUCUGUCGCAGCUGCUCGCCUACCAUGAGGUGUUCGGCAAACUGAGCGCAGAAGGACAGCAGCAAAAUAAGGUGAUAAACGACGUGGAGGUGGAGGUGGCGGGCCCGAGCGCGGCGAUGUCCGAGGCCGAGUCUUCGCCCGGACACCACGCGUGCGACAUCUGCGGGAAGAUAUUCCAGUUCCGCUACCAGCUCAUCGUUCACAGACGGUAUCACGGCGAGAGCAAACCUUAUACGUGUCAAGUUUGCGGGUCCGCUUUUGCCAAUGCAGUUGAACUAUCGAAACAUGGAAAAUGUCAUCUCGCGGGUGACCCAGCCGAACGUCAAGCGAAGAGGCUGGCCCAAGACAAGCCAUAUGCGUGCUCCACGUGCCACAAGACCUUCUCGCGGAAGGAGCAUCUUGACAACCACGUGCGGAGUCACACCGGGGAAACUCCUUACAGAUGCCAGUACUGCUCGAAGACGUUCACCCGCAAGGAGCACAUGGUGAACCACGUGCGCAAGCACACGGGCGAGACGCCGCACCGCUGCGAGAUCUGCAAGAAGAGCUUCACGCGCAAGGAGCACUUCAUGAACCACGUCAUGUGGCACACCGGUGAAACGCCGCACCAUUGUCAAAUAUGCGGAAAGAAGUAUACUAGGAAGGAGCAUUUAGUGAACCAUAUGCGAUCCCAUACAAACGAUACACCGUUCAAAUGUGAACUGUGCAGCAAGUCCUUCACCAGGAAGGAGCACUUCACCAAUCACAUAUUGUGGCAUACUGGUGAAACGCCCCACCGUUGUGACUUCUGUUCAAAGACAUUUACACGCAAGGAGCACUUGCUCAACCACGUGCGUCAACACACCGGCGAGUCGCCGCACCGAUGCAACUUCUGCUCUAAGUCCUUCACACGCCGCGAACACCUGGUGAACCACGUCAGACAGCAUACCGGGGAGACGCCCUUCCAGUGCGGAUACUGUCCUAAAGCCUUCACGAGAAAGGAUCACCUUGUGAACCACGUCCGUCAACACACCGGGGAGUCCCCGCACAAGUGUUCUUACUGCACGAAGUCAUUCACGCGCAAGGAACAUCUGACCAAUCACGUGCGCCAACACACCGGGGAGUCCCCUCAUCGGUGUAAUUACUGUUCGAAGUCGUUCACUAGAAAGGAACAUCUCACUAAUCAUAUUAGGCAACACACCGGGGAGACGCCAUUCAAAUGCACGUACUGUGCAAAGUCCUUCUCAAGGAAGGAGCACCUCACCAACCACGUCCACCUCCACACGGGGGAGACACCACACAAAUGUCCUUUUUGCACCAAGACAUUCUCCAGACGGGAACAUUUAACCAAUCAUGUCCGGAUACACACGGGCGAGUCGCCGCACCGCUGCGAGUUCUGUCAGAAGACGUUCACGCGCAAGGAGCACCUCACGAACCACCUCAAGCAGCACACGGGCGACACGCCGCACGCGUGCAAAGUGUGCUCCAAGCACUUCACCAGGAAGGAGCACCUUGUCACGCACAUGAGGUCUCACAGUUGCGGCGACCGUCCGUUCAGCUGUGGCGAGUGCGGCAAGUCGUUCCCGCUGAAGGGCAACCUGCUGUUCCACGAGCGCUCGCACAAGAGCGGCAACAACAAGAACUUCCGCUGCGAAAUCUGCUCCAAGGAGUUCAUGUGCAAAGGUCACUUGGUGUCUCACCGGCGAACGCAUAACGAGGCGGGAGACGCGGGGACGAUUUCGGAGUCGGUGGCUGAAAACGAGGACUGCGGCGACUACUCCAAGUGCGAGGACACCAACGAAAUACCAGAGAGGAAACACGAUAUCAGAGCUACAGUAGACAACAGAAAUGACGGCACAGGAACACAAACACAACUGAGUACUGUAAUGCAGAUAACGAGCCAGCAACCAGUGAGAGCGGGAACGGUGACCAGUGCGGCGAGUGUAGCGCCUGGGUCUUUCACCCACACAGCCGGCAACCAGCACCACGCGGGCACGACCAUCGCCCACCAUCCCGUCACCGUGAACUACUAGCACACGCCCACCACGCCGGAGACGGACCCGCUCAUACUCUUCAUACAGAGCUGAUAAUAUGUGAAAAAAUAAACGGGCCAUUGUGUGAUUCAGUGGUGUGCACUCCAUAGAUGUAAACAAGCACUGCCUACCCUACUAAUACGAAAACUGUAUUGGAAAAGGAAUUUUCCGGUUUGUACAAUUUCUACAUAUUGUGCCUACCCUAGUUUAAUACAUUGUGCACGCCACUGGUGUUAUUAGAAAAUCUAAGAGACAAAGUAGUGACAACAUUUAUAAUGGGAAAAAUAAUACAUGGUUGUAUGAAGAAAAUGAAAAUUGAACUAUAUUGGACGUGAAUUUUCAAUAUCGAAAAAUCAUGCCGGUCAACAAUAAAAAAUCGCAUUGGUUACAAACAUUUGGUCCAGUUUUUGUUGUGACAUUGAUAACCAACCUUCGCUAGAUGAUCUUUGAGAUUAUAUAGAAAACAAUAAUUGUGUUUACUGUUUAUAUUUGUUCAGUUAUUUUGGUGCACAACUUAUUUUGAAGGGUUGUCGAUUGAAAAUAUAAUAGGGCUCAUCUUCAUCAUCAUCAUUAUCAACCCAUAUUCGGCUCACUGCUGAGCUCGUGUCUCCUCUCAGAAUGAGAAGGGUUAGGCCAAUAAUAAUCCACCACGCUAAGCCCAAUGCGCGAAUAAAGAAUAUUGAUAGAUAGAAGAUACGUGAUAUUUAGUUUCCUAAAAUGGAAACUACUGAAAAAUUGGAGGUGCAUGCCCCAGACCGGAUUCGAACCUACAUCCUCUGGAAUCUGAGGCGGCGCUCAUAUCCACUGGGCUAUCACGGCUAUAAUAGGACUAUUUUGUCAUUUGUUUGUCCUGACUGACUGACUGAUCUCUAAAUAUAAUAUGUAUAGCUAUUGAGAUGUAAUAUUAUGAAAUCAAGGAUUCGAGAAUAAAUUGAAAAAAGUGGAAACUUGGACAUAUCUAAAUCUUUUGACUAUUUCAGUCUGCUUGAAUUUUUUUUUCAUGCCACAACUCAUAUACAGAGAUAUUAACCUCAGACUAAUUAGAUAAGGAUCUGUCUCGCUAGAUGUUACUUUUCUGCAAAAGUAUAUGAUCAACGAUCAUAAAAACUGUCUAUAGAAUCGAUGUUUCAUAAUUGUAAUCGUGUUUGUCGGUAAAAGAGCUCCGUAAUUUUUUUUUUGUGUUGUGGAAUGGUGUAAAGAGCAAACAAAAACUUCUAGUUAGCAUACCAAAUCUAAACUUGCUUGUUGACAGACAAUUUUGUUCGUUAUUUUGGGUGCGAUAAUUACUAUACCUUAUGUAUUUACAAAAAAAAUGAUUCAAGAUAGAAAAAUUUAAAAAAUCACUCAAGUAAUUGGUCACUCUAUUGGAUUGCCAUUGGAUUUCUUCAAAACUUACCUUAGUUUCUUUUAACCCUUUACAAGUAACGAAAAUUCUUGUUUCAUUGUAUGUUUCUCUUUUAUGGGUUUCUAAGCCAUUUAUUUAAAUCAGAUUGAACUUCGUCUGGGUGUUUAUUGUCAUCUAUACUAAUUUUUAUAAUUUGAGAAUAAUUCUUUCACUGUUAGAUUUCUACAUUAACUUUAUCCCUGAUGAACAUCGUAUCGUACUAAUAUUAUAAACGCGAAAGUUUGUAUUGAUGUUUGUUACUCUUUAACGCCUCAACUACUGAACCGAUUUAACUGAAAUUUAAAACGAAGAUAGAUAAUACCGUGUAUUUGCACAUAGGUGUAUUUACACUUUUUAUCGUGAAAAAUCCAUGGUUUUCGCGAGAUUUGCGAAAAACUGAAUUCCACCUGGACUAUGAUGUAGGUGUAAUAAAAGGUGGUGCGAGUCUCACUCUGUGAGAACUCAUUGUAUGCCGGGAAUAGCUAGUAUUUUAUAAAAUGCACAAAAACAAGAGUACAAAUAUAAGCAAUAAACAGUAAGUAUUUAUAGUGUAAUUAUUGUAAACAAAUGUUUAAUAAGUGCAAGGUGAAAUUUAUAUUUUUGAAAUAAAUUAUCUUCAUUAGCAAUAAAGUAACGUUCGUUGAAAUUGUAAUAUAAAGUGUAAUAUAUAUUAUAUAGAGUUAGAUGUAUUAAUUUUUAUUUAUACUAAAUAUAAUUAUGUAUAUUAUUAACAUAAAUAAUAAACACACAGCUGCUAUGUGAUUUAUUAUAGUGAUAUUGGUUUUAGGUUUUAUUGUUUUUUUUUAGUAAUUUAUCUGCGGUUUGUUAGGUGUAGUUUUUUUAGCAAAAAGAAAAUGACUUUAUCACAAAAUGUGCACUGCAGAGAAUGGUUACUGUAUUUUAACAAUUAUGUAUUACAAAAGAUACUAUGAAAGUACCUAUUUGAACAGAUUUGUGGCAUAAUACUUACUAAUUAAUUAUCAUACAUUCCUCGCAACUUUUUAACACAUCCUAAAUCACAACAACGCCAAAAUAACAUAUUUUCCAGAACUUAGUCUUCAAAACUUUGUAGUGGACUUAGAUACUGAAAAAAAUAUAAUUACAUAUAUAAUUUUAAUGGUUUGUUCACAUAAAAAGAAGGAGGGACCAGGGAGCUAAAAUUUAUAACAAUAAUAUGUAUAAAAAAAUCCUUUACCCCUCAAAUGUUAACUUAUUUAUUUUUGUAAGUUCUAAAACUAAUAGUCCAGUUAAUAAAAUUAUCUUUGUUCUUUGCCAUUUAUGUACAGUACAAGUGUGAUACAAUUUUUAUUGAUUUUUUUAUAUAGAUUUAAAAUGUAUAGUAAAUGUAUAGGACUGGUGGCUAUACGCUUAGCUUAGCCGGACCACCAAGUAUGUAAGAAGUGGUGUUAUAAUCACUUCAUAUGUAUUAUGUAACAGCUUGUAAGUAUACAUGUAUAUAAUAAACAUUUACUAUAGUUGUAUGUAGUAUAACAUAGGCUAGCAAUAAUAUCAUUAAUAUUAUUUUGCUGUAUCGUGGUGAAUUGUAUAAAUGAUAUUUGGGUGAAAAACGAUUGUGAAUCGUAAGGUUUUCAGUUACUUUGGUGACUUCACACCAUUGUAAUAGUAUUACAAAUAUGUUACGUGUUACGGUGCCACUACAUCACUUUUUUUAUUUGUAGAACUUUUUUCAUAGACAAUUAGUUUUACUAAAAUUUAAAUUAUGUUCGGUAAUUUGAUAUGGAUGAGAUUAAAACUAAAAUGAAAA
This is a messenger RNA of Bicyclus anynana (squinting bush brown), 6623 nucleotides long. RefSeq names its product zinc finger protein 271. NCBI's taxonomy places the organism in Eukaryota, Metazoa, Arthropoda, Insecta, Lepidoptera, Nymphalidae. Gene Ontology annotation, biological process: regulation of transcription by RNA polymerase II. Gene Ontology annotation, cellular component: chromosome; nucleus. The transcript has 21 exons. Bases 370 to 3474 code for a protein of 1034 amino acids. The record is from RefSeq and is a predicted model, not a curated record. Gene Ontology annotation, molecular function: RNA polymerase II cis-regulatory region sequence-specific DNA binding; DNA-binding transcription activator activity, RNA polymerase II-specific; chromatin insulator sequence binding.